AUGGAGCUGCAAUUUCAUUACUUUGUGAUAAUCUCUGGAUUAUUUUGCUGGUUCUCCAAUGUGUUAGCUGUACACAUAACCAACCUGAAUGGAUCCUGUUUUCGUUGUCUCUGUCACGUAGCUGGAUGUGACAUGUCCCGUGGAUGUAGUGAAGGCUACUGCGGCCCUUUCUUCAUAUCCAGGGUCUAUUGGGUGGAUGCUGGCAAGCCGACCUUACCUGAUGAUGACCCGGAUAGGAAAGAAGCAUUCGAAGACUGUGCCCGGGACUACCACUGCUCCAUCAAAAUCAUCGAGAGCUACAUGGCAAAAUUUGGAAAAGAUUGUAACAACGAUGGAGUGACAGACUGUUUCGACUACAUGCUGAUUAACUACCACGGCGGCAGGGCUUGCUCCAAACCUCUGAUGCUUACACAGUCUGGACGGAGGUGGCUGCAAGCGUAUCGACAAUGUAGAUUCUGAUGUUUAAUUAUAAUAUUGAGGAGUACUUAAACAAU
Messenger RNA from Spodoptera exigua (beet armyworm), 494 nucleotides. The record is from the annotation of a GenBank genome assembly. Lineage: Eukaryota; Metazoa; Arthropoda; Insecta; Lepidoptera; Noctuidae.